AACCCGGAGAAAACUAAGAAAGCCUAUCUUUGUCGUACACAAUGCCUUAAAUCCUGGCUGUACGCUGAACAAAUCAAUCGACAGACGACUCCUGCAGGUGAGGAAUCGCUGGAAUUAGGUGAUCAUGAGAAAGAUUUAUGUCCUUCUAAUUACAGUAACACUUCUGGAUGGCGCGGAUUCUAAGGGGGAGAGGAAGGUGGACAACAAUGUCUCUAUCGGGCCACCAGAUCCGCAGGCUAUUUGGCCCGUUACGGACUAUCUACAUAACAACACAGGCUACGCGAUCCAGAAAAAUCUGUACGGCGUUUAUCAUGAAGUUACAUACACAUCGCCAGGACCGGAAGUAGGCUUAGCUAUGCUGCAGUUCGAUGCCACGAAAAAUUCCUUCAUGACAUUUUUCAAUGAUGGAUCCCUAAACGGUUUUCACGCAGUAACGUGGAUAUUUUAUGUCAAGCCACUGUUUCAGCAGAAAGCAGUAUUGAUGCAAUAUUAUGGAGAUGGGACGUAUCCCGGCAUGCAACUGCGAUUAAACUCAGACGACACCAUACAUCUUCGCAUUUUUAUAUGUGACGUAUUAGGAUGCACCAAGAAAACUUUCAAGACUAAAGAUACUAUGGCACCCCCAGGGGAGUGGACUCUCCUCGGAAUCACGUGGAACAAACUGUGGCCGUCACCGGAAGUGGACAUUUUCUCGACGAGCAAAGCGGACCAAUUUGAGAUCACUUUGCAGAUGGAUCACCUCCGUCUCUCUGGAGAUGUCUAUUUUGGGGUUUCCAUGGACAACAAAGAUUUUUUCACGGGGGAGCUGUCCUGUUUCCAGUUUUACAACACAUCCAUUAUUGGGAAAACCCAAGGCGGAACGCCUGACCUUUGUGACCCCAAAACAUACACUUUUCCGGAAUAUGGCGAUCCGAUUGGAAGUAUAGAAUUCUACAACCAGAUGCUACCUACUACAGCUGGAAUAGGAAGCACAACAGUGGCGGAAAUGACGUCAAUAACCAACCAAAUGACGUCAUUGAUCGAAACGGGAUCGACUGCAGAAACAGUGCUUGUUACAAAUUCGACAACACCAGCGACACCUAAUCUGGAUACCGAAUUUGUUUUCCAGUCAACGACGACGAAUAUUGUGGUCUCGGAGACAAAUUUUCCCGGACCGGAAACCUUCGUUCCUGUGGAUGAGCGGGUGAAGGACGUCUGCUCCAAGUUUUUGUUGGUCGGCAAACAACUGUCUUUAGCAUCCCCAAUAUCCAGUUCCUUCGCCGGAAGCUGGUCCUCGUGCACCAGACUGUGUCUCGCUGACGUCAGCUGUAACUACGUUGCCUUGGAUACUAUUAGCGGCAUGUGCUCAUUGAGCACAGAUUCCCUGACAGUACCAUAUCCUUCAUCCUCCGUAUAUGAAAAAUCAUCGCAUUAAGCCACGUGUCUAAAUGUACACGUGUCUAAAUUUACACAUGUCAAGACGUACUGUGUCAAGAAUGUAAGACUUGCUAAAGUUAACAUGGUCGACAUGUCAUGAAUAACAAUCUUCAACAUGACCAAUGUUAAUGUUUGUGGAUUUAAUGAUUUAUUCAUGAGUUACCAAUAUCGUCUUAGAUAAAUUUGCGAGUAGUUGCGCUUCACCUACCGCUGGUGAUGUCUCGAUGUUAGUGAAAAAUUCUUGAAGAGACUUAAGACCACUAAGCAAAGACCCCCCCCCCCUUACACAGGACAGUCAGCUACCAAUACAACACACACACAAAUAUGAUUCACUACUCGAAAACUUAUUUAACGAUACUUGAAUUUACACUACUUGUAAACUUAUUAAACGACACUUGAAUUUAUACUACUCGCAAACUUAUUAAACGACACUUGAAUUUACACUACUCGCAAUUAAACGUAUUUUACGACACUUGAAUUUACUCUACUCGAAAACUUAUUAAACAACAUUUGAAUUUACACUACUCGUAAACUUAUUAAACUACACUUGAAUUUAUACUUCUAGCAAAGUUAUUUCACGACAUUUGAAAUUACACUACUCACAAACUUAUUUAAUAACACCAGUAUUUACACUACUCGCAAACUUAUUUAACGACACAAGAAUUUACACUACUCGCAAACUUAUUAAACGACACUUUAAUUUAUACUACUCGCAAAUUCAUUUAACGACACUUGAAGUUACACACCUCUCAAACUUAUUUAACGACACUUGAAGUUAUACUACUCGCUAACUUAUUUAACGACACUUAAAUUUACACUACUCGCAAACUUAUUUAACGACACUUGCUACAAACAAUUUCCAUCCUAAAAUAAUGAAAAUCAAAACUUUUAUGUUUUUACAAGAAAAAUAAAUGCAAUUCAUUUUA
This is a messenger RNA of Ostrea edulis (European flat oyster), 2342 nucleotides long. RefSeq lists its product as uncharacterized. The coding region runs from base 125 to 1414 and encodes 429 amino acids. Lineage: Eukaryota; Metazoa; Mollusca; Bivalvia; Ostreida; Ostreidae. The transcript is spliced from 4 exons. The record is from RefSeq and is a predicted model, not a curated record.